Messenger RNA from Dromiciops gliroides (monito del monte), 2138 nucleotides. RefSeq names its product L3MBTL histone methyl-lysine binding protein 4 (gene L3MBTL4). The transcript has 19 exons. Gene Ontology annotation, biological process: regulation of DNA-templated transcription. Gene Ontology annotation, cellular component: nucleus. Gene Ontology annotation, molecular function: protein binding; zinc ion binding. NCBI's taxonomy places the organism in Eukaryota, Metazoa, Chordata, Mammalia, Microbiotheria, Microbiotheriidae. The coding region runs from base 222 to 2066 and encodes 614 amino acids. The record is from RefSeq and is a predicted model, not a curated record.
CCCCUUCCCCACCCCAGGACUCUGGUUUGGCUGCAUUGGCUCGCGCAGUCCCAGCUGGUCCGCGGGUCGCGGCCCCGCCCGGCCUGUCACGGAGCCCGGCGCUGCGGGGGAGAGUUGUGAUAUGCUUUUGAUGAGUCAUACCUUUGGUGAAGAUUACCUUUGGCUGGACGGUUCUAGUUAUUCAGAAAAUAGAAACACUGGUGAGGACUGAGAAAGGGACAAUGAAACAGCUCCAUAAAAAGAGGAAGCGUAACAUAGAUUCAAAGGACCAUCUGACUCAGGAGACAGGCAGGGAACAAGCUAAAGAUGACAAGAAACAGAAGAAUGGCAUGACCACUUCCUGUCUUGUAAGUUUAGCUGCUGGACUGGAGACUUGGUCUUGGGAUCAGUACUUAAAGGAACAGAAUGCUGUAGCAGCCCCUGCUCAACUUUUUUCUAGGGAUCAAUCCUUUCCUGAGCAUGAAAAUGGUUUUCAAAUUGGAAUGAGAUUAGAAGGCAUUGACCCCCAGGAUCCAUCUAAAUUCUUUGUGCUCUCUGUAGCUGAGGUAUGUGGUUAUCGCCUAAGACUUCACUUUGACGGCUAUUUAAGCUGCUAUGAUUUUUGGACCAAUGCAGGUUCCUGUGAUAUUCACCCAGUGGGGUGGUGUGAAAAGACUAAACAUGAAUUGCACAUUGCUAAGGGUUACAGAAAGGACAAGGUUACUUGUAUGGACAACUUAAAGACCUCCAAAUUACAAAAUGCUCCCAAGAAACUGUUCCUAAGCAGAAGUAUUAUUGGAACCCCAGCAGAAGAAUUUCAGGUGGGAAUGAAGCUUGAAGCAGUGGACAGGAAGAACCCUUCCUUGGUGUGUGUGGCCACCAUCGCAGAUAUUGUUGGAGAUCGCCUACUUGUGCACUUUGACAACUGGGCUGACAGCUAUGAUUAUUGGUGUGAUAUUUAUAGUCCUUUUAUUCAACCAGUUGGAUGGUGUCAGAAAAAUGGAAGAACUCUGAUAGCACCCCAAGGUCAUCCUGAUCCGGAAAAUUUUUCUUGGACAGACUAUUUGGAAGCUACACAGUCUUCUGCAGUACCAGUCAAAGCUUUUAAAAUGCGAAAGCCUCAUGGAUUCCUGGUGAAUAUGAAACUUGAAGCAGUAGAUAAACGUAAUCCCAGUUUAAUUCGUGUUGCCACCAUCGUAGAUGUAGAUGACCAAAGAAUAAAGAUCCACUUUGAUGGCUGGAGUCACAAAUAUGACUAUUGGAUGGAUGUUGACAGCCCUGACAUUCACCCAAUAGGAUGGUGCAAUAUGACAGGUCACCCACUGGAAGUGCCAUAUCGAGAAAAAGAUGAGAAAAUUGCUCCAGGCCAAGCUGUUUGUCCCACUCCAGGAUGCAGGGGAGUAGGCCAUAUCAGAGGUCCAAGCUACAUGGGACAUCACAGUGCUUAUGGCUGCCCCUAUUCAGACAUAAACUUGAAAAAGGAGGCAAUGCUUCAUCAUCGUUUGGGAAAAGAAACACAGGCAAAUUUCGUGGCCGACCCUUCACAUUCAAAAUUGAAAGGUCUUUGUAGUGUGAACUUCAAUGGAAAACAUGAAAAGUUGAACAGUAAACUAAGACUUGUACAGCAGGCAAAGUGUCUGAAAAUCAAAGGAAAAGAAGAUAUUGACUUGGAUAAUUUGUUCAGAGAAUACUCUACUGAAAGUACACAACAGGCCCUCCACCAGUCAGUCUUCCUGUCUGCCAUGUCAAUCCACCCCUCCCGGGACCUUCCCCUCUGCAGGGAACAGCAUUGCAAACUUCUUCCAGGUGUGGCUGAUAUCGAGGCAAGCGAAGUAGCCAAAUGGACUGUUGAUGAGGUGGCAAAUUUUGUGCAAAGCCUUCCAGGCUGUGAAGAUCAUUCCAGAUACUUCAAGAAAGAGCAGAUUGAUGGCAAAGCCUUCCUGCUUCUGACACAAUCAGAUAUAGUCAAAGUGAUGCGCAUUAAACUUGGCCCAGCAUUGAAGAUUUAUAAUUCCAUCCUGAUGUUCAGGAAUGCCCAGGACCUCGGAGAAACAGAUUCUGCCUCUAGCAAAGUCAUCAGGGAAUAGAUGCACCACACUCUUCUGGACACCUUGAACUUAGGUUAUUCAAGCAAUAAAAUCUGGAAUAUGUUAAUUUGA